Messenger RNA from Mytilus californianus (California mussel), 4784 nucleotides. RefSeq lists its product as uncharacterized. The record is from RefSeq and is a predicted model, not a curated record. NCBI's taxonomy places the organism in Eukaryota, Metazoa, Mollusca, Bivalvia, Mytilida, Mytilidae. Gene Ontology annotation, molecular function: SH3 domain binding. The transcript has 15 exons. The coding region runs from base 177 to 1475 and encodes 432 amino acids. Gene Ontology annotation, biological process: signal transduction.
ACAUUUGUACUUAGAUUUAAAUUAAACAUAACAGUCCAAGGUAUACCGAAAUACUGGGAUUUAUACUUCCUUAUAUGAAAAGAAUGUGGUUUUUACCCUUUAGUCAAUGAUAAAGUAGUUAUACGCAACUACAUUAUGUAAAUUAAGGCGACAGUAGUUACUUAAUUGAUCUGAGAAUGAGUGAUACUUACUCUAAAAUCCCACAGCCAUUUCAAAAUAUAGGUUGUCAAGACUUGUUGAAGGAAGCCAUUUUAAAUUGUGGUUGGGUACGAAAACAACAUUUUGCCAGUAAACUUAAAUUAUUCAGAUGGCCUAAAGUAUACAUGAUCCUUAGCAGAGGGUGUAUAUAUUACUUUCGAAAUGAAUACUGUAAAACUGCUUCAGGAAAAUUUUCCUUAUUUGGAUUCAAUACGGUUGCUAGAGCUACAGAAAUUAAAGACGGUGAGGCACUUUAUGCCUUCAAAAUAAACCACACUCACCCUGAAGAGUUUAAAUCUUACUUAUUUGCCUGCUCCUCGGAAAAAGAAAUGAAGGAAUGGAUGAAGUGUAUAAAAGAAGAAUUGAAAAUUGCCAACGAUUCAGGCAAAAGAGAUGGAGAUUAUUAUUAUACAGAUGGUUUUAUGCAUAAAACAGAACAAACUCCGGAAGCUCAAGGAUCGUCUGCCGAUAGUGGAUUUGGUCCAUCUGCUGAUGGUGAUACAACCAGUAUUUCGUCGUACAAUUACAAAGAUAUAGAAGAAAGUAUAUACGAUGAUCCAACUGCUUUUCAACCGCCGUCAGACUAUGGCCUAUAUGCUAAAAAGGCAGAUGAAGCAUCCGAUGAUGAAGAUAUACCUGACGAACCACCGCCUGUACCCCCACGAUUAGCGAAUUCGGAUCCAAGAACAAAGACUAAGAAAAAGAAGAAGAGAAAGAAAAAUAAGAACAAAAUGGACGAACUAGACCAAUUGCCAGAUAUAUCAAAAGUUACUGUUUCUCGGACUGAGAGUGCAGCAAAACAGCAGGCAGAUGCCAUAUCUGCAGAAAUGAAGAAUAUGUUCGGAAAGGAAAAACAAAAAAGCACAGAAGAACCAUCCUCGACGAGUCGACAGAAGAAACAAUCGAGUGUAGAACAACCCGAAGUUGAUGAUGUUGAUGAGGAGGAAGAGGAUGAAGAUGAUGGAGAUAAGUAUUGGCAAUCAAUUCAUUUUGAAGGAGAAAAGGAGAAGGCUAGCGAAAUUAUUCGAGAUAUUGGCGAAAAUGGUGUUUUCUUAGUACGAAAAGGAGAUGACGGCGGAAAGGUAUUAGUAGUUUUUGCAGACAACAUGCCAAAAAAAUAUAAAGUUAAUUGUAAGAAUGACGAGUACUUUAUUGCAACGGCAGGACCACAUGCAGAAACGUUGGAAGAACUAUUAUUUGAAUAUUUCACAACAGACUUACCUAACACAACAGUGAAAUUAACAACGCCAUUUCAACAACAUCCGAGCUUCCAAUGAGACAAUUCAAUUUGUAUGAGAAAAGAUACGUAAACAAUGUGUUGUAUGCAGCAAAAAGUAUAUAACAAACAGUAUUAUGGGUGGAUUGAUAAAUUGUGAUUUGCUUUAAUUUAGGUCUGAAAACAUUUAUUCAGAAAAAUUUAAUAUUCAUUUAAUAGUCAUUUCUCGAGCUUUUUAAAAAUUUCAUCACAAUCCCUUAGAUACACGUAUAAGUUGAAACAAAUUUGAUAGAAUUGUUCACUUGUUGAGGAAUUGUUAACAUUUAUUAGCACCGUUAUUAUUUUAUCUGUGAAUCACAUCCAAAACACGCCAUGAUUUUUUUUUGUGCUGUAGUGUAUUCGAUUUCAAAUAUGUUAAGUAUGUUAAUCCACCUUAAAGAGAAUCUAGAAUACUGGACUGAGAAAAUAUCUUUAAUAUUUUGAUGAAAUAUGUGAAAUAUGUAAAUGAAAUAAUCCUUUCAUUUCAAAUUGCAUUUCAUAUCUGAAGGAAAGAAUUUGUGGUUUUCAAAGAUGUCAAGAACAAUAUUUUGUAAUAUUUACUCACCUAAGAAAAUAAACAUUCAGAUAACGGUCAUCAUAGCCUUUGAGUCCUAUCUAUUUUUCAAAUUAUGGCACCCUCAACGGAGUUGGGGUGACAUAUUGUUAUUGUACGUUUUUUUUUUUCUUAUUUUUUUUCUUCCACUUUUUUUGUCCAGCUUAUAUCUUGGAAUUGGAUGAACCAAUUGUAAUGGAACUACACACAAUGUUAACCAGCAAGUGCAGAUUUGCAAUCGGGGUAUGGCAUUUUCAAGAUGGCUACCGUUGCCAUGGAAACUGCUAAAAUGCGAAAAAAAUUCAAAAUUCUAAAUCUUUUAUUAUAAGACCCAACUGGAUGAAACUUAAUAGAAAUGUUACUUGGUAUGCCUAGAUGUGCAGACAAUAUUUAGAAGUUUCAAAAUGGCCGCCAUUGUCAUGGAAACGGGGCGAAAGUUUAACAUUAACCUAAUGGGAAAAUACAUUAAAGCUGCAUUUCCUUAAAAAAUAUUGAAUCAAACCCAAUAAAACUGUAUGGAUAUGUAGCAUGGCAUGUCCCAAAGUGGCACCUGUCUUUUGAAUUUUCAAAAUGGCCGCCGUUACCAUGGAAACAGCCAAAAUGUCAAACAUUUCAAAAUGUGCCAAACUUUCUCAAACUUUACAAAAUUCUAAUGGCCAUGUGUAGAUGCACUGUUCGACUUUAGAAUUUUCAAAUGACUGCCGUUACCCUGGCAAUGGGGGGGGGACGAGGGUGCCAUCCGUUAUUGCUCGCAAUUACAAAUCUAGUUAAUCAAUAGUAUUGCUUCAUCUAAUUAUUGCUUCCUUGUGUAUAAAAUUCUCAACAUAUAACUAAGUUUGUCAUUUUGCAAAUAUCUGUGAUCAUCCUUUCCAUAUUUUAUUGAUAUUUGUACAAGCCAGUACAUGGAUGGAUAAGGCAUAUAUAAAACCCUAAUCCAUCAUUAAAAUUGCACGUUUUUACUUAUUAUGUCACAAAUUGUAGUGUGUAAUACAUAUAUGUCUUUGUUUAUCAUGCUGCUAUGUAUUUUGUAUUCCAAGGUUAUACAUGUUUGAUUAUUAUUGCAUUGUAUAUUUCAUCUAUGUCAUAUUGUUUUUGUCUUAUUUAUUUCAUAUUUAAAUGUAUUGUUGACAUUAAUAAUUUACGUGUAGUCAGCACUAGGUACGUGUUUUGUAUUACAACAUCCAGAUUCCGAUUGAGGGAAAACAAACUGUAUUUUUCUAUAGUUGUUCUUCACUAAUUUAUUUCUGUUUCAUUUAUAACUUCUGCUGAAUAGAAACAUCUAUCUUAAUGUAAAAACAAUUAGAAAUCUCCUUGGUACCUCUAACCAGGAACGCGGAAGAAUGUCAGGAGUGCUAGAAAUGAGGCAACCUGGUGAAAACAGCGAAAAGUGACUUCAAGCUAAUGUCUCAUAACUCUGUAAACUUCAUUUCCUGUAAAACUUUGUGUGACAUCAUUGUAUUGAUUACUAUAUGUAUUUUAUAUACAUGAACAUUUUUUUUUGCAACAUUUUUUUUAUUCUUUUAAUUAAAUAUCCACUGUGAUAUAAUCUUAGGGAGCUUAAAUCACUGCGCAAGCUGUUACAAAAUAUUUUAUGCUGCAUUUCAGAACAGAUAGUAUCUUAGUUGCAAAUAUAAGCGUACUUUCAUACCGGUGAUGAGAAUGUCCGUUAAGUAUUCAUAAGUUACUCUAGUGUAUCAGGAACUGCUUACCCUUUGGUAGUACCUGAAUUUAACUUGGUUUUUGAUAGGGGUCGUGUUUGUCAAUUUUUGGUUUUCUGUGUAAUGUUUUGCUAUGUUUUUUUGUCUUUCUUGGUUUUUUAGUCUUUUUGAACAUUGUGUUGUCUGUUUUAUUGGACUUUUGAUGUAUCCUUUUUUCCUUCUCAUUAGCGUUGUAAAAUUCAUCAAAUACGAAGCUCUAGGAGAAAUCGGGUUUUAUUUUUAUUUCAAAUGACUGUGGAGCUAUGAUUAGAAGAUGUAUCCACUGUAUUAUUUGGGUGAACUAUAAAUUAAAAAUUUCAGAUUUAUAACUGAUUAAUCUGUGUUUGACAAAAUCCACAUUGGAUGAAAGCAACGCCCUAUCUGGCCACUAAUUGGUUGUAUAUUGAUACCAUUUUACAAAACUAUCAUAAGUCUGAAUCUGCUUACUGGAAAAGUCAAGUUUUGUUUUUGUCCUACAUGGAAAAUGGCAUAUUAAAAAGAGAACAGCCCCUAAAUGAUCAUGUGUAUUCUUAUGAAUUUCUUUGAGAUCUAAGAAAAAGUAAAAUAUCAGUCUUAUAAAACUUCAGCCGUUUUAAUUUCGUUAAUAUUAACAUGAUAAUGUCUGUCAUUACCAGUAGGGUCCUUGUCAUCAAAAUUUUAACAAACAUAUUAAAUAUCUUUCAAUAAAGUACCGCAAUAUUAAAUCAUUAGAAUAAUCAAAAUAACUAUAGGAAUUAUUAAUCACACUACUUGAAACAAUACUGGACAUUCAUUGGUGAAACAUUUAGGGGUUUUUUGGUCCACUAAUUCUGAAGAUUAAAACUCAUUCUAUAAUUAAUCAAGAUGUGACCAAAAAAUCUUUAUUUUUUGCUCACUUCUUUUUUAUGCUACCAGUGAGGACUUUAUACCUUUAUGUUUAUACAAUGUAUUGAUUGUGAUGCAAAUUAACCCGUACAAUAACAUUUGGUGAAUAUAUAUAUUGGUAAUCUAUAUCUUCAUAGUGAGACUAUUUCAUAUAAAUAAAUAUAUACUUUGUACAUAAAUAUUAUGGUUUUUUUUAAUAAACAUGUCAAUAAAGUCA